AUGGCCGGAUUAGAAAUCAUAGGAGCGAUAUCUGCCGUAUCGGGCUUACUAGAAUUCACCAUUAGUCUUCUCAGCCGACUGCGAAAAACCUACAACGACCAGAAAAACUCCUCACAAGUGCUCGGGGCUCAUGUCGUUGAGAUCCAAGGAAUUCUGACCAUCCUCGAGCUAGUGAAGCAUGAAGCUAAUUUGCGCACUGCGGCCGUUCUCUCCGAAAUUGAGAACAUUCGCAAGAUCGCCGUGGAGCUGAUCGGUAACCUAGAAUUAAUGGUAUCGGGGGACAAGAGCCAAGCACGGCGUUUUGCCCAUCAAUUCCUACAGGGGACCAAAGAGCAGGAGACGCUCGCAAAGCUGAUGGAGCGGCUUGAGCACGCAAAGUCAAACUUGGGUCUGGGUUUACAUGUUGCUCACGUGGGAGUGACGCAGUUCGUAGGUGAUAAAGUUGCGAUAAAUAUGGAUAUUUUGAAUCGAGUGGACGGGCUACUUCGGAAGGUAUUUGGAGACGAUGGAGGGCUUCAGAUUGCAGAUGUGGUUAAGAACCAUCGCCCCGAAAAAGAUGGACUUGUACAUAUCAAGAGUGACGAGCUCUCACUCAGAACAGAUGGAGAUGCGAAAGAUGCGGGACGGGUUUCUAGUCGGGUGGUCUUGAAAAAUGUGAGCAGAGAUCAAGCUCUACAGAUCAAUGGACCCAUUGGAGAAAAGGGGUGGCGAGAGGUAUCUCAGCUGGAAAUCAGAGACAACGAAGCUGCUGGAAAUGGCCUCCAAGUCAACCAUGCGAUUUCUGAAGAUAUGUUCAUUCAGUUGCUGGCGCAUAGAGACCGAAAUAAGUCGGAUGGUACACUGGGACCAAUUUUACAAGUUAGCGCUAGACCUUCUGCGUCUGUUUGUAGUCGUCCUUGCGUUAUGCCUAGGAUAGAAACUAAUGAGGUUAGCGAGUAA
Messenger RNA from Botrytis deweyae, 939 nucleotides. RefSeq lists its product as uncharacterized. The record is from RefSeq and is a predicted model, not a curated record. NCBI's taxonomy places the organism in Eukaryota, Fungi, Ascomycota, Leotiomycetes, Helotiales, Sclerotiniaceae. The coding region runs from base 1 to 939 and encodes 312 amino acids. The transcript has 3 exons.